AUGGGUUCAUCAUGGUUCGUUGUAUUACUAUUUAUUGUAUUUGUUAUUAACAUUGAAAGUCAAUUAAUUCAUAAAUUACAAGAUAAAAUAAAAAAAGUAGCAACACAAAAUUUAGGUGUUGAUGUUGCACGAUUUGAUCAUGAAGAAAUGAUGUUAUUUCCAAAUCUUGGUUUUCAACGUAAAGAAGGUGAUUGGCGUUUAAAUUUACAUGGUUGGCGUUUUCAAACAUCAAAACGUAAUAAAUUCUUAAGUGAAUCAUCAUCAUCAGCUGGUCAACGUCUUGCUCGUUUACUUGCUACGUCCGAACAAAUGGUUUAUUAUAAUGAUUCAUUUCAACGUGAUCGUUUAAAACCAUUUAUGGUACAAGAUGAAAAAUAUGAAAAAAUUCAUAUUAUGAUUGGAAAAAAACACAAUUAUACAGCAAAAACAGAUGGUGAAGGACAAUUUCGUACAUCAUUUAUUAUUCCUAAUACAGAUGUACAAAAAUUGAAACAAACAUCAAAAAAUAGUCAAGUUAUAACAUAUAAAGCUGUUGGAGACAAUGCUGAUAUUUGGGAAGGACAAGUUCAUUUAUUAGAAAGAUAUGGUUUAUCUGUUAUAUCUGAUAUUGAUGACACAAUUAAAAUUAGUGAAGUUUUAGAUAAAGUUCGAUUGAUAGCAAAUACAUUCAUUCAUGGGUUUCGUGUAGUAACAGGUAUGCCAGAAGUAUAUCGUGGAUGGCAGAGUAGACACAAUUGUUCAUUUCAUUAUUUGAGUGCUAUGCCUGAUCAAUUGUAUACAGUUACAAAAGAAUUUGUUGAUGAUCAUAAAUUUCCUGAUGGUACUUUUCAUAUGCGUCACUUUCGUUGGUCUUCAACAUCAAUUUAUACUUUCGUUCAUUCUGUUGAUACAAAAAUGCACAAAACUAAUCAUUUACGUUAUUUUGUUUUUAAUACAUUACGUUCAUUGGUAUUAGUAGGAGAUUCAGGUGAACAUGAUCCAGAAAUUUAUGGAAAUGUUGCACGAAUGUAUCCCAAACGAGUGAUUCUUAUUUUCAUUCGAGCUGUCAAAGGUGAAAAAGGCGAUGAACAACGAUUUCUCACUGCAUUCAAAGAUAUACCAAGAGAAAAAUGGAUGAUUUUUACUGAUCCAAUUAGAGAUUUACCCAAAGAUCUACUUAGUAAACCAACUCCAGUAGCAUCGAAACCAACGAAAAAUAAAGUUCAAUCAAAACCAAAACCAAAAGGAUAA
Messenger RNA from Rotaria sordida, 1230 nucleotides. NCBI's taxonomy places the organism in Eukaryota, Metazoa, Rotifera, Eurotatoria, Philodinida, Philodinidae. The record is from the annotation of a GenBank genome assembly.